Nomia melanderi (Alkali bee) is the source of this 4867-nucleotide messenger RNA. It is a transcript of the gene Fancd2, whose product is annotated as Fancd2. Lineage: Eukaryota; Metazoa; Arthropoda; Insecta; Hymenoptera; Halictidae. Gene Ontology annotation, molecular function: DNA polymerase binding. Gene Ontology annotation, biological process: interstrand cross-link repair; homologous chromosome pairing at meiosis; double-strand break repair involved in meiotic recombination. Gene Ontology annotation, cellular component: condensed chromosome; nucleus. The record is from RefSeq and is a predicted model, not a curated record.
GUAAACAAAGUAGUUGUUUCCUAGCUUGUUCUUGAAUAAUACCCACAUUUAAUCGACCAGUUGAUAAAUGUGCCGAUGACAUGUUUAUAACACCGAUCCUGUCACUUGUCGGUGUUUAUAAUAAUUAAUUUUAUAGAGAAAUUACUGUUGACAUAUCGUCUUCUGUAGAUAAUCAUAUACGUUUUAAGCUUGUCAUUGAAUUUCGAUUUGACGUUUAGGUAUUUAUCUUAUAACCUAUAAAUAUUAAGAAUGUAUAUUUAAUAUUAAAUUUGUUUUCGAACAAAAUCCAUAAAUACAAACGUCCCAUAUAAUAUUAAUUGCACAGAUUUAAGAUACGUAUAAACAUCGCAUACAAUAUAUCUUUCUCUGUACUGUUCUGGAAUACUGACUCUGACAGCAAUGCCCCAGUGUAUAUACACUAACAGAUUUUACCCAAAUUGACCGAUUAGCUAUUGAACCACAUAAGUAGAUAAACAUUUAUCUACUUACGUUUAUAAUACUGUUAGACUAAAAAAUACAACAUUAUCAGAUUUGAAGAUUUAAGGGGAGUUAAAUUUGUUUUAAUUUGGCGCGAAACUGCGAUGCAUGGUCAUUUGCGAAAAUAUGUAUGUAAGUACAAUAUAUCCAGUGAAACAUGGAUAGAAGAAAACUAAAAAUCGGAAGAGGCUUGCAUAACAAUUUAGUAGGAAGUCAAAUAUCAUCAAAAAGUGGAACUUUUGAUACUAAAUCACUGAAUGAAGGAACGUCGUUUAGUAAUCGAACCUCAUUAUUAGGCGGUAAAACAUUUUCAACUCAAAGUCACAGUACAUCAUCACAUAAGGAAUCAUUCGUGAAUAAUAAGUUAUCAUUGAAAGAAGAAACAUUAAUAAGCAAAAAUAAAACAUUGAAUGAUGAUACAUUAUCGCGGAAACGCAAGUCUUCAGAUUUUAGCCAAUUAAGAAUUGAAAACGAUAGUGAUUUGGGAUUGCCUUUAGCUGAAUCUACGAUUAUAAAAAAAAGACGAAAUGAGAAAACUGCAAUUCAAGGUAGAACCAAAAAUAUUAAUUAUGAAACAUCAGAAAAUAAUGUCAAUACAACUUCUACCAGACAUUGUAAAUUUAUAGAGUUUUUAACAGUAUCUGGUAUUAAAAUAAACCCAGUUGCUCCGCAUAUACUUUGUAAUGAUAUCAUAAUAGUGCAACAAAAAAUGAAGGAAUCGUUAAAUUCAAAAAAGUAUAAAAAAGAAGAAUUAAUUAACUUCAUGGAAAAAUAUUUUGAAAACGAUCAGAACCUCGAAAAUGCCUUGUUCGAUAUGGAAUUGUUUAUCAAUGACAGAGUAUCAAAUGUAUUACAUAGUUCUUCUCUUAUAAAAAUUUUAUUGCAAGUAUCAGAGUUACAUCCAGAAAUAUAUAACAGUCUGUUGACUAAACUGAACGAGUCUGUGCUUAUGGCUGAUUCUAUUGAAACAAUACCAUGGGCCCUUUCAUUGUUACAACAGUUUCGUUUUUUAGAUGUUGUAAUUAAUUCUGAUAUUUUAACUAAUUGUUUAGAACAAUUUCUGGAAUCAUGUCCUGUGUGGUUUCAAAGAGAAUUGAUUUUAUAUUUACCUGAUAUGGUGACUGAUAAACAACAUCAAACUGUUGCAGAAAUUUUGAAUAAAGUAUUAGAAGAAAACUCAGAAUUAAUCAGUUUAAUUUUAAAUUGUAUGAGUAAUUUGAAUCUUGCAGAAAAAUACUUAGAUGAAUACAAAAACAAAAUACUGAACUUAUUAAAAACCAAUAUAAAAGUAAAUGCUAUACCAGCUGUUGUUAAAUUUGUUUUGCAGGACUGUACAGAUAUAGAUACUUUUAAAAAUACAUUAACAGUGUUACGCGAUACUAACAUACAACCUCUUGCUGGAGAAAAUGUUGAAGAAUGUUACCAAAAUCAAUUAAAUAUAAUCAAUGCUUUGAAAAUGUACAUGUUUCUUUCAAAGAAUACAGUAACAAUGACACUUGAAUUUGUAAAAAAUAUUACCAAAGAUCCGAAACCAUUAGAUAUUAUUAUUUUGCUUCUUAUCUUUUCAACUACAGAAACAAAAAGAAAGAACGUUGAAACUAUAUUUAAACAACAUAUACGAUCUGGUUUUUACAGAGCUAGUUUGCUGAAUUUAUUGUAUAAUGAUUACAAACAGGUUGUACAAGAGUUACAGAUAGUAGUAUUACAAUUAUCAAGUAAUUUAUUAAAAACGAGCGAACGUGUAUUUAUUGACUUUGCAAUUGAUUGGUUUCGCUUACAGUUUAUAUGUCAUAAGAAUAAUAUAUUUAAACAGCGUGAAGUUUUAGAAAGGAUUGUAUUUCUUAUGGGUGAUAAUGACCAAACAAUCAAAAAUGCUUUGGCAGUUCUGUGUACAAUGGUAACAAAAGAGGAAGAAAGACAAUGCUUAGCACCUCAUUGUAAUCAUCUUCGCAUUUUACUUGAAAAAUUGGAUAAUUUAGAUUUAGAAGAAGUUGGAACAUUGAAUGAUUUAUUACAAAAUUUAUGUAUAAGCUCCACUUCCGUAUCAGAUUCUUUACGGAAUGAUUUAUUCAUACUUUUACAAAAACAAUUAUCUAAUUUUAAGCCACAAAUAAAAUCUAAAGGUGUCCUAGCAGCAGUUAUGGCAAUAAAGCAUUUAAUGAAAACAUCUGAAACUUCUGAUGCUGCUUAUAAUUUAUUUAAAACAGUACUAAAUAAUGUAAGAAACUGUCAGAGAUCGAAAGCAUUAUUUUAUGACCAAUUAAUACGUAUUAUUACCCAAGUUGAAGGAAUUGAUGCAGAUUUCAUAAAAAAAGUGACAAAUUAUGUUGAAGAAGAAUUUAUUAAUGAGAAUAUGAUUGAUAAAGACAGUUACAAAGGAGAAUUAGUUCCUAAAUAUGGAUUGAAUAAAACACAAGACGAACCACAAAAUUGUGUUUUAACGUUUGAAAACAAAAAAUAUGGCGCGAUUGUAGCAAUUUCAUUUAAAUUGCUCAAAACAUGUUGUAUAAAACUUAGUAAAACUGGAGAUUUAGAUGCUAUAGAUUCUCUCUUAGGCUGUGCAAUAUUAAUGCCAGAAAGUUUUGAUGUAGCAGAGAAUACGGUAAUAGAUUUAAUAAUAUGUUGUAUUAACUGGUUUCGAGAAGUGAUUAGUGGUUUUGUCACACAAAAAAAUGAUUUAUUACAAAAGCAAGUAUUACAACGACUUGACAAUUUAAUAUAUUUACAAAGUGAAUUGAGCGUAAUGUUUUCUUUGUGUGAUACAAAAUAUCAGCCACCUCCAUGUUAUUUCCAUCAUUUUCCUUUAGCGUCUUUUGUAAGAAUUGAGAAAAAAGUUGGUAAAAAAGGCAAAAAAGGAAAGAAAGGCGCUGUGGAAAAAUCUGUUACUUUCAGUGAAACUGAAAGCUGGGAAUUAGGAUCCUUAAUAUGUUCAAAAAAUCCAAUAUAUUUCAGAAAAUUGGAUACCAAAAUAGUCCAUCUUUUGGAUAUAAAAAUGGAAUUAAAUACAACACAAUCUAUGAAGCAGAAUAUAUCUGUAAAACAAGUAUGUUUUAUUCUUAAAGAACUUCUAGGCAUGUUCGAAUAUGAAAAUACUGAAAUUUUUAUCAAAGACUUGAUUGAAGUGUUACCUAAAAUUUGUUCGAAACUGCAAGAUAUUGUGGAUACUUUGAGAGAAGAAAGUAACAAUCAAAAUAAAGAAGCUGUUAGAUUAAUAUUAUGUCUUUUGACAAAAAUUUUUAAUUGGAAAGGAUUUGAAAGUGUAACUUAUAAUAUGUUAUUACGAGAGGGGUUACGGACUGUAGCAAGUCAAGUAGAUGAGAACAAUGCCAUGUUAAGGUCCUGUAAAGAACUUGUUACAGAAUCAUGCAAAUACUUUGAAUCCUUAGCUGAUGUUGCCACACAAAUAUCAUUAGCUAUUGCAUUAAUUAAUAUGUGUCAAUCAUUAAUGAAACAUUCUGAGUCUUAUACAAAACAAAAUAAAGAAAAAUAUGCAAAUAUGGCAUUUGGAUUUUUAUGCCUUCAAUGGUCAGAGGAUAAACAUUUUAGUCCUCAAUACAAAACAGCAGUAAUUGGAUUACUAAACAGUUGGAUUGAUAAUGAACCACUACCACUAAACACAGUUACUUCCGUUUUGGAAUGGUUACCAGAUGAAACAUCUAAAUUAGAAAAAUCUUCGGACUGCUUAAACAGAAUGCCCUCCAUAAAAAGAAGUAACUUUCAUUUGUUAUUUAAGAAAAUAUUUGAUGGUCUAAUUAAUGGUAUAAAAAUAGCAUUAUCAUCGGCUGAAAGAGAUUCCAUAAGAGUAGAAUUAUGGGGUACAGUUGCAUCUAAUGUUCAAAAAUUAGUUCAAAUAUGUAAAACUUUAACUACAAAAAAUAAUAUAUUAAUCUUUUUGAAACAUAUGCCUGUGUUAUUAAAAUCUUUCUUAAAUCUUGGAAUGCCUGUUCUGGAACACAAUUUGAAAUAUCACACAGAUGAUGUGACCAAAAUAUUGAAAAUGAUGCAAGGGGGUACCAGAUAUUUGCAUACAAUAUGCUGUGAUAGUGUCGAAAAAAGAGAUCUUACAUUAACGAAAUAUGUUCCUGUAGCUAAGUCUGUAUUAGAAAGAUUACUUUAUAGCGUAAAGGGAAUGUUAGUUCUCAAUAACAGUACCGAUGCUUUUUGGAUGGGUAAUCUUAUUAAUAAAAACUUAGAAGGUCAAGAAAUUCUAUCACAGAACUUAUCUUCAGAAGAAAAUACUUUACCAAGUUCAGAUACCAUUGAUGAAGCAAGUAAUAAUGUAUCAUCUGAUAUAUUAGAAAGUGAUUCAAAUAAUGACCUCGACGAUGAAGAUGAUAUAUUAUAAUCUUUUUAUAUAAAGUUAUAAAAGAGUUAAACUACCUUUGUAUCG